UACCACAGGAUGAAUGCACUUAUGGACAGGUUCAGUGGGGAGAACUUCACAAUUCUGGCAUUCUCAUGCAAUCAGUUUGGACUACAGGCACCAGAGGAGAAUCACGAGACUCUGGACGUCCUGCGGUGUGUCAGACCUGGCGGCGGUUUCAUCCCAAAGUUCCCCAUGUUCUGUAAAAUCGAGGUUAAUGGGCUGAAUGAGGAGCCACUGUACUCUUUCCUAAAGGAGACUCUGCAUUCUAUGAACCCUGUUGUUGGAGACAUCAGAAAACUCUACUGGUCUCCGAUUAAAGUCAACGACAUCCGCUGGAACUUUGAAAAAUUUCUUAUCACUGCAGAUGGUUUGCCAUACAGACGAUAUGACCCCAAUCAACCCUUUGAAGAGGUGGAGAAAGACGUAGCUGCACUCCUGUAAAUCCUCAACCUCUUUUAUGUCUCAACUGACCUUGGAUAAGUCUCUGUAAACACAACUUUAUAAAUAGUAAUAGAUUUCAUUAUUACAUGUGUAAUAUACAGUACAAAAACUCACUGACUAUAAAUCAGAAUUACUUAAUUCACAAUCCACAUUCCUGGUGAUUUGAUUCAACAUAUCAAUAAAGGAACAAGAAUGUGGGUUGUAAAUUAAGUAAUUCACUCAAUCUGACUUUUUCAGCCAUAAUUGUUUUUUCCCCAAACUGUUUUAACAGAGCUGGAUGCACAUAAUUGUGCUUGAUAUGUAAUAGCAUAACAUUUUCCCUUCACCUGAACUGUAGAUACAUACCUGUUCCAGCAAAACAA
Silurus meridionalis is the source of this 776-nucleotide messenger RNA. It is a transcript of the gene gpx9, whose product is annotated as glutathione peroxidase 9. Gene Ontology annotation, biological process: response to oxidative stress. NCBI's taxonomy places the organism in Eukaryota, Metazoa, Chordata, Actinopteri, Siluriformes, Siluridae. Bases 10 to 414 code for a protein of 134 amino acids. The record is from RefSeq and is a predicted model, not a curated record. Gene Ontology annotation, molecular function: glutathione peroxidase activity. The transcript has 4 exons.